Oenanthe melanoleuca is the source of this 2704-nucleotide messenger RNA. It is a transcript of the gene UBXN10, whose product is annotated as UBX domain protein 10. The coding region runs from base 430 to 1212 and encodes 260 amino acids. The transcript has 2 exons. Lineage: Eukaryota; Metazoa; Chordata; Aves; Passeriformes; Muscicapidae. Gene Ontology annotation, molecular function: protein binding. The record is from RefSeq and is a predicted model, not a curated record.
GCCACAAAACCCACAGGAACAGAAGAGGAGGUUCCCUGUGGCACUUCUCCACAAUGUUGUGAGGUUGUGACCCAGUAGCUGGGCUGUCUGUGCUGGCAUAGUGAGAGCUCUGAGCACAGCUUCCUUUGUGGAACAUGCAGCAGAACGUGGCUUCCUCCUUAGAGGAGAUUGUAUCACAGAAUUAUGGAAUUCUGAGCUGGAAGGGAACCCACCAGGAUCAUCCAGUCCCACUGCUGGUCUUGAACAGACUCCCCAACAAUCCCACCGUGUCCAAACUCUCCUGGAGCUCUGGCAGCCCUGGGGCUGUGACCAUUCCCUGGGGAGCCUGGGCAGUGCCAGCACCCUCUGGAGGAGGGAAGAACCUUUUCCUGAUAUCCAGCCUGACCCUCCCUGACACAGCUCCAGCCAUUCCCUCAGCCCCCAGGUGCCAUGGCCACAGCAGCUUUUGGGGACUCAGCACCAGCUCAGCUCUGCUUCCCUCUGGGCACAGCUGCUCUGCCCUGGGCCAGCACUGUCACCAUGCACGUCUCCAGGCCCAAAUCUGCCAAGGGACAGAGGCCAAGCCUGAGCCACCGUCAGGCCAUGGAAGCCUGUCCGUGCCACGUGCCAUCCUCCCCACUGGCAGCCUCUCCUCGGGAAUUACUGCACAGCCAGAGAGCAGCACUCACCAAACCGGCCUUCCCACCUGCCCAGGUGUCUCGAGAGAAAAUCCCAAAGCUCCUGCAGCAAGUGCCCUUGAGGAGCCCCUCCUCCUCCCUGAACAAGUACCGGGUGCUGCCCUCCAUCGUCGGCAGGGCCGCGGGGAGCGAGGGGCAGCAGCAGGCUCCCAAAGCCAAGGCUGUCUCUGGAGGACAGGGAUCUGCCAGCACAUUGUCAGGAAGUGACAUUGCCACUGAAGAGAGCUCACAGGUGCACUGUGCCCCCGGGCAGGGGGGAAGGCAGGAGGGCCUGGAGGAGCCGCUCGUGCUGCUCGCUGUCCGAUCUCCCUCUGGGCAGAGGUUUGAGCACCACUUCAAGCCCUCUGACAGUCUCCAGACAGUCCUUGCCGUGGCAGGACAGAAACUGUUGGCCAACUACCAACACUGCAGGGUUGAAACCAUGGAGGUUCCCCGGAGGAGCUUCUGUGACCUCUCCAAGUCCCUUCAGGAGUGCGGGAUCCUGGCCAGGUCCGUGCUGUGCAUCCGACGGGACGAGCACGAUGCAGAUCUUUAGGCACACAGGGCUGCUGUGGGUCCUUCUGCUCAGUGGGGUGCAUUGCUUCUUCCAAAAAAUGGAGUCUGAUGCUUCCUGCACCUACUUCUUUAUCUUCCAUCUCUCACAAAAUCCCUGUGAAGCAGAGUUGUGGAUAUGGAAUAGUAUUUGAAAUAGUAUUUCAGAUGCAUAAACCUGAUUGAUACAGAGCAGCUCGUGUCACCUGUGCCAUCACCAAUUUCUGCCUCAGCACCACCAACCUCCAGCCUUUCUGGUUUGUUGAAGUUGCUCAUGUUCUUUGAAAUCUCAGGUUUCCAAGACCUCUCCCCUUGUCCUUUUCUAUGUUUUGGGAAGGCACCACUUCUCUGAAUGCAGUAGCACCAUUUAGGAAAGUAGAAACAGAACUGCUUUAGCUACAGGACCACCUUCAGUAGCUUAUCAUUAUCCUAAACAUCUUUUCAAGAGACUGAAAAGGAGAUCAAACCCCAAAACCAUCUGGAAAUAACAGUAAUAACACAUUAAUGAGUUAUUGUGAAGUAUUAAAUUGCAAGACUGAUUGUAAAAUACCUGUGAGGGCUCAGGUGUUUCUGGGUAACCUCAGUCCAGCUCUGAGAUUAAAUCAUCUUUUUAAAAACAAAUAUUUUUUAUUUUGGCUGUCUUGGGGAGCAGCAGGAUUUUCUCGUUAGUCUUCCUUCUUUUAUUUGGCUCAUGUGAUCCAUAGGUGGAUAGUUAAGAAGAAAUGUAACAGAUAAUUCCAUUUAACUCCUCUACACUGAAGUGAGAUAGUCCAAGAAGCAAGUGCUGCUUUGGGAAUUUUUAAAUAAGAUAUUAAUGGGAUUUGACUGAGAAUUGGCUCAAGGAAUAAGCCAUCUUUUACUAAACCAUCAUUAAAAGGCUGGUUGGAUGACUUGGCAGGUUUAGAUAAACACAAUGUGCUUGUGCUAAAAAAAGAGAAGUAUCUUCUAGUUUCUAAUGGAAUUUCAAAGGCAGUAAUUUUUAAUCUCCUUUAAAAAUGGACAACUUGCCACACAGAUGAGUGAGUUUAAAUAUUUUGAGGCAAACCCAAUUUAUUUUGAAGCUCAGUGUACAACUCUGCACCAACAACAGGAGCAGAAAUCUGAUUGCUGGUGCUGGCUGAGUGUGGCACCUGUUGAUAAAUCAGGUGUUCAGGGUCCAGCAGCUUUGUAAAACCAGUAUCAGAUGAACAGUGGUCCCUGCUGCUGUUGGUGAUGGGAAUUGCUCAGCAGCAGUCCCAGAUAUUGAAACACAUGGAUGCCUUCAAGAAAACCACAAAGUAUUUCCCUUGGUUUCAUUUUCCAUGUUCCCUUCAGUGUUAGGUAGUUAAUUCCCUAUUUCUGCCUGUUGUGUGGACUGUGUUACUCCCACAUUUCAGAAUGUUUCCAUCCUGUGUUAAAUAAAACCUUUUAGCCUGAAACUUGAACUUUAAAUUAUUUACAUGAGCUGAGGUUUAUCCAGCAUACCUGCUCUUAAAAAAACUUUCAAUUGGAUGGCA